Molecule: messenger RNA, 453 nt
Organism: Durotheca rogersii
Lineage: Eukaryota; Fungi; Ascomycota; Sordariomycetes; Xylariales; Xylariaceae
Exons: 1
Coding region: 1-453 (150 amino acids)
Source: RefSeq, a predicted model, not a curated record
AUGGCGCGGCGUAGAGUCAACGCCCCCGUUGGCGUGGCAGGCUUCCCGUUUCUGCCGGGCUUGGUCCCGGGGCUGCCCGGCGUAGCCCUGGACGUCGGGGCCACGGUCAGAGUCGAGGUCGACGCCGUGGCGAGGGAAGCUACGCCCGCCAACGAUGACGACGACGAUGACACCCGACGCGACACUAACGCAGGCACGGCUCCUGCCGCCCCCGAGGACGGCAGCAGCGCCAGCCACGCCCAGCUCGAUGACACCGAGCCCGCGGACGGGACCCGCGCGCCGGACAGCGAUCGCCGAGAAGAACCCGAGGGCGCGGCCGAGCGCGGAAACCCUGCCUCUCCCCCUCGACCGCAGAGGGCAGACCUGGCCUCCGACCGGGCCGCCCAGCGCAAGCGCCGGCACGCCGAGCUCGACCGCGAGCUGGACGAGCGUUGGGGCCUCGCGGGAAAAUAG